CUGCGUGCAGCGGCCUGGAAGCCGGCGGUCACGGGAAUAUCCGUCGCGCCGAGGACGCUGGUUAGUCUCGCUUUGGGUUCCGGCUGCGUCGGCCGUACGUGCAGCUCGCUGGAACUAUGGCGUCCGGGCCUCACCCGACCUCGACCGCCGCCGCCGCCGCCGCCGCCGCCUCCGCUUCGUCCGCCGCCCCGAGCGCGGGCGGCUCCAGCUCAGGCACGACGACCACGACGACGACGACGACCGGAGGGAUCCUGAUCGGCGACCGCCUGUACUCGGAGGUGUCGCUUACCAUCGACCACUCGCUGAUUCCGGAGGAGCGGCUCUCGCCUACCCCGUCCAUGCAGGACGGCCUCGACCUGCCCAGCGAGACGGACCUGCGCAUCUUGGGCUGCGAGCUCAUCCAGGCCGCCGGCAUUCUCCUCCGGUUGCCGCAGGUGGCGAUGGCAACGGGGCAGGUGUUGUUUCAUCGUUUUUUCUACUCCAAGUCUUUCGUCAAACACAGUUUCGAGAUUGUUGCCAUGGCCUGUAUUAAUCUUGCAUCAAAAAUCGAAGAAGCACCAAGAAGAAUAAGAGAUGUGAUUAAUGUAUUCCACCACCUCCGCCAGUUACGAGGAAAAAGCGACCAGCUACAUUUACCAAAGCCUGGGUGAUGUGGAGUGGUACAUAGAGAUGAAGCUGUCGUCAUGGCAACAGACUCCGAGCCCUCUGAUCCUUGAUCAGAACUACAUUAACACCAAAAAUCAAGUUAUCAAGGCAGAAAGGAGGGUGCUAAAGGAGUUGGGAUUUUGUGUUCACGUCAAGCAUCCCCAUAAGAUCAUUGUGAUGUAUUUACAAGUCUUAGAGUGUGAGCGCAAUCAAACCCUGGUUCAAACUGCCUGGAAUUACAUGAAUGACAGUCUUCGAACCAAUGUUUUUGUUCGCUUUCAACCAGAGACUAUAGCGUGUGCUUGUAUCUACCUUGCAGCUAGAGCACUUCAGAUUCCAUUGCCAACUCGGCCCCAUUGGUUUCUUCUUUUUGGUACCACAGAAGAGGAGAUCCAGGAAAUCUGCAUAGAGACACUUAGACUUUAUACCAGGAAAAAGCCUAACUAUGAAUUGCUGGAAAAAGAAGUAGAAAAAAGAAAAGUAGCCUUACAGGAAGCCAAGUUAAAAGCAAAGGGAUUGAAUCCUGAUGGAACUCCAGCCCUUUCAACUCUUGGUGGAUUUUCUCCAGCCUCUAAACCAUCGUCACCAAGAGAAGUAAAAGCUGAAGAGAAGUCACCAAUCUCCAUUAAUGUGAAGACAGUCAAAAAAGAACCUGAGGAUAGACAGCAGGCUUCAAAAAGCCCUUAUAAUGGUGUAAGAAAAGACAGCAAAAGAAGCAGAAACAGCAGAAGUGCUAGUAGGUCAAGGUCACGAACCAGAUCACGAUCCAGAUCACACACCCCACGAAGACAUUAUAAUAAUAGGCGAAGUCGAUCUGGAACAUACAGCUCAAGAUCAAGAAGCAGGUCCCGCAGUCACAGUGAAAGCCCUCGAAGACAUCAUAAUCAUGGUUCUCCUCACCUUAAGGCCAAACAUACCAGAGAAGAUUUAAAAAGCUCAAAUAGACAUGGUCAUAAAAGGAAAAAAUCUCGGUCUCGAUCUCAGAGCAAGUCUCGGGAUCACUCAGAUGUUGCCAAGAAACACAGGCAUGAAAGGGGACAUCACAGAGACAGGCGUGAAAGAUCUCGCUCCUUUGAGAGAUCCCACAAAGGCAAGCACCACAGUGGCAGUCGCUCAGGACAUGGCAGGCAUAGGCGUUGACUUUUUCUUCCUCUGACACUGCAUGGCUUCCUGGUUUUGCCUCUGUGCAGUGUGAUGUAUGGACUCAAUCAAAACAUAAAGCAAACUGAUUAGGAAUUGAUUUAUUAAAAUUGUCUAGGUCUCUAGAAACACUGAGGACAUUUUCUUUGGAAAAGAACUAUGGUAAGGUUUUUUGCACAUUAAAAUGCCCUAGCAGUAUCUAAUUGAAAACCAUGGUCAGGUUCAAUUGUACUUUAUUAUAGUUGUGUAUUGUUUAUUGCUAUAAGAACUGGAGUGUGAAUUCUGUAAAAAUGUAUCUUAUUUUUAUACAGAUAAAACUUGCAGACAUUGUUCUAUUUAAGUGGUUAUUUGUUUAAAUGAUGGUGAAUACUUUCUUAACACUGGUUUGUCUGCAUGUGUAAAGAUUUUUACAAGGAAAUAAAAUACAAAUCUUGUUUUU
Onychomys torridus (southern grasshopper mouse) is the source of this 2224-nucleotide messenger RNA. It is a transcript of the gene Ccnl1, whose product is annotated as cyclin L1. The transcript is spliced from 12 exons. Gene Ontology annotation, molecular function: cyclin-dependent protein serine/threonine kinase regulator activity. The record is from RefSeq and is a predicted model, not a curated record. Lineage: Eukaryota; Metazoa; Chordata; Mammalia; Rodentia; Cricetidae. Gene Ontology annotation, biological process: regulation of transcription by RNA polymerase II. Gene Ontology annotation, cellular component: nucleus. Bases 583 to 1785 code for a protein of 400 amino acids.